This is a messenger RNA of Mus caroli (Ryukyu mouse), 5033 nucleotides long. It is a transcript of the gene Pld1, whose product is annotated as phospholipase D1. Gene Ontology annotation, molecular function: phosphatidylinositol binding; D-type glycerophospholipase activity. Gene Ontology annotation, biological process: phospholipid catabolic process; phosphatidic acid biosynthetic process; intracellular signal transduction. The record is from RefSeq and is a predicted model, not a curated record. Gene Ontology annotation, cellular component: intracellular membrane-bounded organelle; plasma membrane region. NCBI's taxonomy places the organism in Eukaryota, Metazoa, Chordata, Mammalia, Rodentia, Muridae.
CCGCCCUUCUUCCGCGGCCCCAGCUGCGCCAGCUGCGCGGAGACCCCCGAAGUCGCCGCCGCCGCAGAGUGUGUGCCCGCGCCCCAGGCCCGCAGAUGCUCAGUGCUGAGAUACCGCUGCAAUUUAGAACAAGUACUACUGUCAAUAAACAAGAAAGGAAACCUGGAACUUUCUCUGUGAAUGUCACUUUUCAUUGACUGAAGGCUCAUAAGGAUUUGAUUCAGUCGCAUCUAUUUGUCCCGUGGCCCCUCUCUUUUCACCCCGUCAGAAGUUAGCAUGUCACUGAAAAGCAAGACCAGGGUGAACACGUCUACACUGCAGAAAAUCGCCACAGAUAUGAGCAACCUCAUAGAAAAUCUCGACACCCGGGAGCUUCAUUUUGAGGGAGAGGAGGUGGAAUAUGACACAUCUCCAGGAGACCCCAAGGCUCAGGAAGAGUGCAUCCCAUUCUCUUCUAUUUACAACACUCAAGGAUUUAAAGAGCCCAACAUCCAGACCUACCUCUCUGGCUGUCCUGUAAAAGCACAAGUACUGGAAGUGGAGCGCUUCACAUCGACCUCAAGGGUGCCAAGUAUCAACCUGUACACGAUCGAGUUAACGCACGGGGAAUUCACGUGGCAAGUUAAGAGGAAAUUCAAGCACUUCCAAGAGUUUCACAGAGAGCUGCUCAAGUACAAAGCCUUCAUCCGGAUCCCCAUCCCCACCAAAAGACAUACAUUUAGAAGACAAAAUGUCAAAGAAGAACCCCGAGAGAUGCCCAGUCUGCCCCGUUCAUCAGAAAACGCAAUCCAGGAGGAGCAGUUCUUUGGCAGGAGGAAGCAACUGGAAGAUUACUUGACAAAAAUACUAAAAAUGCCCAUGUACAGAAAUUAUCACGCCACGACAGAGUUCCUUGAUGUAAGCCAGCUGUCUUUCAUCCAUGAUCUGGGACCAAAGGGCCUGGAAGGCAUGAUCAUGAAAAGGUCUGGGGGACACAGGAUACCAGGUGUGAAUUGCUGUGGCCAUGGACGAGCCUGCUACCGGUGGUCAAAGAGGUGGUUGAUAGUGAAGGACUCUUUCCUGCUGUAUAUGAAACCAGAUAGCGGGGCUAUUGCCUUCGUCCUCCUUGUAGAUAAAGAAUUCAGCAUCAAAGUGGGAAGGAAAGAGACAGAAACGAAAUAUGGACUUCGGAUCAAUAAUCUUUCAAGGACACUGAUUUUAAAAUGUAACAGCUACAGACACGCCCGGUGGUGGGGAGGCGCCAUCGAGGAGUUUAUCCAGAAGCAUGGCGCUGACUUCCUCAAAGAACAUCGCUUCGGGUCCUACGCUGCUCUUCAUGAGAACAUGUUAGCUAAGUGGUAUGUGAACGCCAAAGGUUACUUUGAAGACAUCGCAAAUGCGAUGGAAGAGGCUUCGGAAGAGAUUUUUAUCACAGACUGGUGGUUAAGUCCAGAAAUCUUCCUGAAGCGCCCAGUGGUGGAAGGCAACCGCUGGAGGCUGGACUGCAUCCUCAAACGGAAAGCACAACAAGGUGUGCGGAUCUUCAUAAUGCUUUACAAAGAGGUGGAGCUAGCCCUCGGGAUCAACAGCGAGUACAGCAAGCGGACGUUGAUGCGGCUGCACCCCAACAUAAAGGUGAUGAGACACCCGGACCACGUGUCCUCCAGCGUGUACCUGUGGGCUCACCAUGAGAAGCUUGUCAUUAUUGACCAAUCAGUGGCUUUUGUGGGUGGGAUUGACCUGGCCUACGGAAGGUGGGAUGACAAUGAGCACAGACUCACAGACGUGGGCAGUGUCAAGCGGGUCACCUCAGGACUGUCUCUGGGCUCCCUCACGGCAGCAUCAGUAGAGUCUAUGGAAUCCUUAAGCCUCAAGGAUAAACAUGAAUUUCAUAAAAAGGAGCCCAUCUCAAAGAUUGUUGAUGAGACCGACAUGAAGCUGAAAGGGAUAGGAAAGUCCAGGAAAUUCUCCAAAUUUAGUCUCUAUCGCCAGCUGCACCGUCACCACCUGCACAACGCGGACAGCAUCAGCAGCAUCGACAGCACCUCCAGUUAUUUUAGCCACUGUAGAAGUCAUCAGAAUUUAAUCCAUGGGUUAAAGCCCCACUUGAAACUCUUUCACCCUUCCAGUGAGUCUGAGCAGGGGCUCACUAGGCACAGCACUGACACUGGCUCCAUCCGCAGCGUGCAGACCGGAGUGGGAGAACUCCAUGGGGAGACUAGGUUUUGGCAUGGGAAGGAUUACUGCAACUUUGUCUUCAAGGACUGGGUUCAGCUGGACAAACCUUUUGCUGAUUUCAUCGACAGGUACUCUACCCCCCGGAUGCCUUGGCAUGAUAUUGGCUCUGUGGUCCAUGGAAAGGCAGCUCGGGAUGUGGCUCGACACUUCAUCCAGCGCUGGAACUUCACUAAGAUUAUGAAGCCAAAAUACCGCUCCCUUUCUUAUCCCUUCCUGCUACCAAAGUCUCAAGCGACAGCGCACGAGUUGAGGUAUCAGGUGCCAGGGGCCGUCCCCGCCAAAGUGCAGUUGCUCCGAUCUGCUGCUGAUUGGUCUGCUGGUAUAAAGCACCAUGAGGAAUCUAUCCACGCUGCCUACAUCCAUGUAAUAGAGAACAGCAAGCACUACAUUUAUAUUGAAAACCAAUUUUUCAUAAGCUGUGCUGAUGAUAAAGUUGUGUUCAACAAGGUGGGAGAUGCUAUCGCCCAGAGAAUCCUGAAAGCCCACAGGGAAGGCCAGAGAUAUCGGGUGUACAUUGUGAUACCGCUGCUGCCAGGAUUCGAGGGAGACAUUUCCACAGGCGGGGGGAACGCUCUACAGGCAAUAAUGCACUUCAACUACAGAACCAUGUGCAGAGGGGAGAGCUCCAUCCUUGAACAGUUAAAGCCAGAGCUUGGUAAUAAGUGGAUAAAUUACAUAUCGUUUUGUGGUCUGAGAACACAUGCAGAGCUGGAAGGAAACCUAGUCACCGAGCUCAUCUACGUCCACAGCAAGUUGUUAAUUGCUGAUGACAACACAGUUAUUAUUGGUUCUGCCAACAUCAAUGACCGGAGCAUGCUGGGGAAGCGAGACAGCGAAAUGGCUGUCAUAGUGCAGGACACAGAGACGGUCCCAUCGGUGAUGGAUGGAAAAGAAUAUCAAGCUGGUCGCUUUGCCCGAGACCUUCGCCUGGAGUGCUUCAGACUUGUCCUGGGUUAUCUUUCUGACCCAAGUGAGGACCUUCAGGAUCCUGUGAGUGACAAAUUCUUUAAGGAGAUUUGGGUUUCAACAGCAGCUCGAAACGCUACCAUAUAUGAUAAGGUCUUCCGGUGCCUUCCCAAUGAUGAAGUACACAAUUUAAUCCAGUUGCGGGACUUUAUAAACAAGCCCAUAUUAGCAAAAGAAGAUCGCCUUCGAGCCGAGGAAGAACUGAGGAAGAUCCGAGGGUUCUUGGUGCAGUUCCCUCUCUAUUUCUUAUCAGAGGAAAACCUGCUGCCUUCCGUUGGAACCAAAGAAGCCAUUGUGCCUAUGGAGGUUUGGACUUAAACCGUUUGCAACUGAGGGUCUUCCAACAGGAAGACCACAGCUCAUAUAUGUUCACUUCUAAGGACUUCACAGCCAGAGUUGGGCCUGAUGCCUCCUGUCACCAACCCACUGGACUCUUUCAGAGUGGCUGGGUGUGACAGUGGUCACCCUGAUGUAAGGACGCUGGACAUAAGCAGAUCUUCAUCAUUCCCCCUACUUGUCCUUGAGAAAAGCAGCUAUGUUCUUAUUGUUAGCAUAUGCUCAAAUAAUACCAAACACAGACACAAAUUACAUCAUGUAUUUUAAAACACAUUUCCUUUGCUAAUAAGACUCUGCCUGUGACUGUGAUCCAUACAAGUUGCCAAAAGUUGCCUGAACGCUCUUGUUCUUAUGUUCAUUUAUGCAGCUGGGGCCUACCUUGUUAUCCAUACAACAUUGUUUAAGAGAUUGCUUAUUAAUGAAAGAUGUUGGAGAGCUGCUUUGAUGGUCCUCAAGGAUCUAUAUGGUGCCUGUACCCAACCUGAUCCUGAUGUGAGCAUAUCUACCAAGCCAAGACAUUGUUCUCUGUUCUUUUUCAGUCACUGUAGAGACAGAACAGGCUUUGCCUACCUAACUCCAUACACUAGGCACUUCUGAGGACAUCGUUACUGUAUCUUAGUAACAGGAAGGCAUUAAAUCCUAAUACCGAAGAAGGAUUUCUCUCUGUUCCCAAGAUACUGUCCAGCUGUGUCCUUGUCAUCUGAUAACAUUUGUCAAUAUGUGCAGCAUAUGUCAAAACAUUGUAACCAGAUACGCACAGAUGGGACCUCCAAGAUGUCAGUGGGAAUCCAGUUCAGAAAAAGGACAAGAUUCCUGACUGUCUGAAGAAUCCCUGUCCUCCUUGACCACUGGAUUGAUAGGAAAAAAAUGUUGAUUUUCUCCAUUGUAAGGCCAGUGAAUGUAAUUUGUCUUUCAAAUGAAUCAAAGGCUUUGUAAUGUCCUUCACCUAAGAAGCAUGAGUCUAACCUUAUUUACCUUCAGUUUUCCACUAUACCUUCUUUAGGGGAAAAAGCAAUUGAUCAUACAAGAUCUCUACUUUGCUUGAACUGUUAACUAUAUUGUAUCAUUCCAACAUAGCUUCCAAAGAAGCUGAAAUAAUAACUCACAUUGUUCCGAUCUGAAAUGUGGAUAUCCACUUUCCCUCUCAGCUGGUAUUGUGCCCUUUGUAGACCAAAUUUCAGAGCUCCUCUUGCAUCCUGGGAGUGUCUAUGGGUUCCUGGAAGCCUGGGACUUGUGCAUGUGAGGUACCUAUGUGAUUGUAAACAAAAGGGAUUGCUGGAGUAAAAUUUCCUUUGAGGUGCUCUUCAAAGCAACUCCCAACCCAUGCUUUCAUGGAUAAAUAUGCUGGUGUGAUGACACAGGACCACAAAGCCAGUGAUAUAGGUUAGUAACAAAGUGACAGUUAUAUCCAAGGGAAGAUGUGUCAUCCCUAAGGAACAUUGUACAAAUGAGGUAGGAUUUGUAAUCAACAAUGGAAAUUAACAUGUUUUUAUGAAUAAAUAACUUAUUUCUUA